Messenger RNA from Aricia agestis (brown argus), 730 nucleotides. RefSeq lists its product as uncharacterized. The transcript is spliced from 5 exons. The record is from RefSeq and is a predicted model, not a curated record. The coding region runs from base 70 to 681 and encodes 203 amino acids. NCBI's taxonomy places the organism in Eukaryota, Metazoa, Arthropoda, Insecta, Lepidoptera, Lycaenidae.
GUUCGAAUAGCUUCUCAAACUUCACGCUCUGCUCCCCGUUUUUAAUUAGUUUCUGAUAUAACGCGCAGAAUGGAAACAACUUUAACAAUUUUGUACCUUUUGCUGCCUGCUCUAGAAGUGAUUACUCAAAAUAUAAGCCCAGAGGACAAGAGGAAACUUGAAACGUACCUUCAUUACCAAAAAGAGGAAAGUGAGGCAAGGGAUAAAGAAUACAAUCCGAAGCAUGGUUACGAACCGUAUUGGGUGGACGGUCAUUGGGUGUUCCAGACGCCCACAGUGAAGGAAGGCGAGACCACAACCCCAAUGCCACAAGUCUGCGGGGAUGAGUGCAGUUAUCUGUACCAGCCAAUCCGCGAAGUCUGCGGACGUGACAUAGCAGAUACGUCCAUAUCGGGUUGCCUCUACCUGGGUUUCCUGAAACGCUGUGACAACGCCGAAAUGGACGACCACAUGGCGUAUGGCUACAAAACCUUCAACACCUACUGCGAAUUCCUCGACGUCAAGUGCAAAGAUGCCGAGAAGGAUAAACAUUGGAUGUUCGUCCACGUAGGCGCUUGCAAGGACCAGGACACCGUGAUAAAAGAAAUCCGGGAACCAAGCAAACUCCACAGCCGAUUGAACCAAUACCUACCACAAAUAGAGCAGACUGCUAAUGAAAGAAACCUCACAGCGUUUGCAUAGAUUAAACCGUUUUAAAAAAAAUAAAAAUAAAAACAUUUUCUACAGAGUA